AUGGUCACUCGUAGCACUGUCCUGUCUAUGGGCACUGACGCGGGCAACUGUACGAACAGGUGGCCAAAAUGGCUCAGCAUAGGCACCUUCGACAUCCUAACCGAACUCCUAAUGUUCCUCGCCGCAGUCCACCUAAUCUACUCCCUCCAAAUGCGCCUUCUCGCCAAACUCCUCGUAAUCCUCGCUUUCUCCGCCCGCCUUCCGGUGAUCGCAAUCGCCGGAAUCCGACUCUACUACCUGGACCUACGACUUAGCGGGUCAAACUUCACUUUCGACUACGUAAUCGCUACGCAAUGGCAGAUGGGGUAUGCGAUUAUGUCAAGCACGAUAACGGGUAUGGGUCCGUUCUUGAAGCCGUUCGAUAAGGAGUACUGGGAGUGGGGGAAGGUCGAGGAUGGAAAGUGCGUUGACGACGCAUUCGAGUGGGAUGUUACCGCCAUCGAGGAGACAGAUGAUGGGUCACCAUCACCAUCAUGGCCAUCACAGGCGGUCCGCGGAUAA
Alternaria conjuncta is the source of this 501-nucleotide messenger RNA. RefSeq lists its product as uncharacterized. The transcript is spliced from 4 exons. The record is from RefSeq and is a predicted model, not a curated record. The coding region runs from base 1 to 501 and encodes 166 amino acids. NCBI's taxonomy places the organism in Eukaryota, Fungi, Ascomycota, Dothideomycetes, Pleosporales, Pleosporaceae.